GGGACGAGGCUCCGCCCCCCGCCUGCGAAGAGCUGCAGCCUGCUGAGAACGGUCAGGUACAUCCACGGAUACCUCAGCUCGGCCGUCUCAGCACCGCUCCUCAGGAGUCUACGGCUACGUCAGAGCCAAGAUGGGGCGGAAGGAGAUCAUCUGCAGCUGGAAGAAGAACACCAGUAACAUCAAGGAUGUCUUUGACUUCAAGGGGAAAAUGGGAUCGGGGUCUUUUUCAGAGGUUUUUAUGGUGAGAGAAAAGAAAACGGGGAAACUAUAUGCCCUGAAAUGUCUGAAGAAAAAACACCUUGCUCGUAGCAACCUGGAAAAUGAGGUCAACGUACUAAGAAGGAUAAAACAUGAAAAUGUGGUGGGACUGGAGGAUUUCUAUGAGAGUCGAACACACUAUUACCUGGUCAUGCAACUUGUGUCAGGCGGGGAGCUAUUUGAUCGCAUUUUAGACAAGGGAGUUUACACCGAGAAGGAUGCUAGCACAGUGAUCAAACAGGUGUUGCAGGCCGUCAGCUACCUGCACGAAAACAGCAUUGUACACAGGGACCUUAAGCCUGAGAACCUGCUGUACUAUAACACAGAUGAGAAUGCUAAGAUCAUGGUCAGUGACUUCGGUCUGUCUAAGACAUUGGAGCAUGGUGUGAUGUCCACAGCUUGUGGUACACCUGGAUAUGUUGCCCCUGAGGUUUUGGCCCAGAAACCCUACAGCAAAGCAGUUGACUGCUGGUCCAUUGGAGUUAUUACUUACAUCCUGCUCUGCGGCUACCCUCCAUUCUUUGAAGAGAACGAAACUCGUCUGUUUUCAAAGAUCAUGAGAGCUGAGUAUGCCUUUCAUUCACCAUUCUGGGACAACAUUUCUGAGUCAGCAAAAGACUUUAUCAGGAAUAUGAUGGAGAAAAACCCUAUGAAACGCUUCACCACCGAACAGGCACUCAGACACCCCUGGAUUGCUGGAGACACAGCUAAAGACUUGGACAUUUAUCAGUCUGUCUGUGAACAGAUGGAGAGAAAUUUUGCCAAAUCCAAAUGGAAGCAAGCCUUCAAUGCAGCCUCAGUAAUCCAUCACAUGAAGAAACUGCAGCUGUCCAACAGUGAGCCCUCCCCUUCACCCCUUUCCCUGCCCAAUAUCACAGUCCAGUCCUCCUCCCAGAAUGAACUAGAGGUGCUGGGACCCUGCUACGAUCAGGCUGCUGCCCUCGACCCCAACGGGAAUCCUCUUCAUGCUGCCAAUCAUCUAUCCUGCACUAAUCCUGAGUCGGGCAGAGGUCUCUGUCCAGUAUUGAGAGCCAGUCACAGUGAGCCCGGUCACGCCCUCACUGCUGAUGAGUCAAGAGAAGUCCAUGCAUUUCAUUCAGAGAGCGACGCUCCUUUCAGGGCAUCCAAGAGCAUGGAUGCUGUGGCUCAGAGGAAGGCCCAGACGCUCCAGUCCGGAGUUUGUUCUGUCAUGUGAUUGGCUGGUG
Xiphias gladius (swordfish) is the source of this 1463-nucleotide messenger RNA. It is a transcript of the gene camk1ga, whose product is annotated as calcium/calmodulin-dependent protein kinase IGa. Gene Ontology annotation, molecular function: calcium/calmodulin-dependent protein kinase activity; ATP binding; calmodulin binding. Gene Ontology annotation, cellular component: intracellular anatomical structure. The record is from RefSeq and is a predicted model, not a curated record. Bases 131 to 1453 code for a protein of 440 amino acids. Gene Ontology annotation, biological process: peptidyl-serine phosphorylation. The transcript has 12 exons. NCBI's taxonomy places the organism in Eukaryota, Metazoa, Chordata, Actinopteri, Istiophoriformes, Xiphiidae.